Molecule: messenger RNA, 2100 nt
Organism: Dicrocoelium dendriticum
Lineage: Eukaryota; Metazoa; Platyhelminthes; Trematoda; Plagiorchiida; Dicrocoeliidae
Source: the annotation of a GenBank genome assembly
GGAUCCUCUCGAUUUCCUCCUUUGUGGAUUGGCUUCAUAAUGCCUACUUUCCAAUCAUGCGGAAGGCGACGAGCUUCCAGGUAGUGCCGAAACAAUUGGCAGAUUGGCUCGGCGACAAACGCAGCCACUGUUUUCAGGAACAUGGGUGUAACUCAUCUAAGCCUGGCGAAGAGUUCCGAUUCAACUCAUUCUCAUCAUCAUGUUCGCAGUAAUUUAUAUGUGCUCCAGGUCUUUUACACUUCCCUUGCUUGCAAUGCCCAAGAACAAACGGUCCAGGCUCGAUGUUGGCGCCAUACAAGCAGCUGAAGCUAUCACUGUUGUUCCGGAAAAUAAGCGCCCCACUCUGGACUGCAGCCAAUGGCCUUUACUCCUCAAGAAUGUGCAUCUUAUGAACAUUCGUGAAUGUCACUUUGAGCCAGACACUACCGGCUAUUCACCUUUGCACCGUCCAAUUGAUGAACAUAUUCAGGCCGGCAUCAUUAACCUGGACAAGCCUUCUAACCCGUCCUCCCAUGAAGUCGUUGCGUGGGUUAAAAGAGCUUUAGGUGUUGGUAAAACUGGACACAGCGGAACGCUAGAUCCGAAAGUUACAGGUUGCCUCAUCGUGUGUAUAAACCGGGCCACCCGUCUCGUAAAAUCUCAACAGAGUGCUGGCAAAGUUUACAUAGGGAUAUUUCGACUACAUGAAGCCCUCGAUGACUAUAAACGUAUUCAGCAGGCAGUGGAAACCCUGUCGGGUGCACUGUUUCAGCGUCCUCCACUAGUAGCAGCCGUGAAACGUCAGCUGCGCGUUCGGACAGUAUAUGAAAAUAAGCUACUUGAGUACGACAAAGAAAAAGGAUUAGGCGUUAUCCGCGUCACAUGUGAGGCCGGGACUUAUGUUCGGACAUUGUGUGUUCAUAUCGGUUUACUUCUGGGAUGUGGAGGCAUAAUGGAAGAGCUGCGCCGCACGCGCUCUGGCAAUUUGACCGAAGAGGACAAUAUGGUAACAAUGCAUGACGUACUGGACGCUAAGUGGCUUUAUGAUAACAGACGUGAUGAAUCAUACCUCCGGCGCAUAAUAAUGCCUUUGGAACGGUUGCUGAUUAGCCAUAAGCGCAUAAUGAUCAAGGACACGACUGUGUGCGCUAUUUGCUAUGGAGCUAAACUCAUGUUACCGGGUGUAUUACGUUACGACAAUGACAUUAAUGUAAAUGAUGAAAUCGUCCUAAUGACAACUAAGGGCGAAGCUGUUGCCGUUGCUAUUGCACUGAUGGCGACAGCCACAAUUGCAACCUGCGACCACGGUCUAGUGGCGAAACUAAAGCGUGUUAUCAUGGAACGUGAUCUGUAUCCUCGGCAGUGGGGACGAGGCCCAGUGGCCAUGGAACGUAAAAAGAUGGUUGCUCAAGGCUUGCUAAACAAAUAUGCUAAGCCAGGCGAAACUCCUCCCAUUCCUAGCUCUAUCCCUGCUCCCAAACGUGAAAGUAGUGCUCACUCAAAUUCCAUGGCAGUCGAAGAGCCAGAUGCGGACGUCUUUAAUGACUCAAGUUCGGACGACUCCAGUGAUGAUGUACAAGCUGCAGAGCCCCAGAACGUGCUUAAGGUUGGCUCCUCCGAAAGUGACAGUGAUUAGCUUGAUGUCAAGUGUACAGCAUGAUUAUACAAUGAGCUCAACUUGUGACUUUUGAAUGUGUUCUUUCUACCGUAUUGGCUAAGUCGUUUCUGCUGCGGCGCUGCUUGCUUCACGUGAACGUGCUAGUUCAGCAUCCCAUUUGUAUGCUGCCAGCUAUUUCAUAUAGGUUAUCUGUCGACUGUCUAUUUUGACAGUUGUAGAGCUCGAUGCGUCCAUCGUCGUAUUACUUCAAAAUCUCGAAAGAUACAAUUAGGAUACUGAUCACUAGUUCCUUUUGGAUUGUAGUAUGACAUCGCUGUGAGUUUCUGCAUCGUUUUUCGACCAAAGUUGAUACGGCCGUGCACGCAUUGUAUUAGUCGUGUACACGACACCAUAGUAUUUCUUCAAAUAUAAACUUCAUCCUGCAUCGGCCGUCGCGCAGAUUAUCAAGGGUCGCCUUAUCUGCUGCAUACAGCAGGAUGGAUGAGGGAAAACAUGCUACUGCU